Messenger RNA from Cornus florida, 387 nucleotides. RefSeq names its product methyl jasmonate esterase 1-like. NCBI's taxonomy places the organism in Eukaryota, Viridiplantae, Streptophyta, Magnoliopsida, Cornales, Cornaceae. The record is from RefSeq and is a predicted model, not a curated record. Gene Ontology annotation, molecular function: methyl indole-3-acetate esterase activity; methyl salicylate esterase activity; methyl jasmonate esterase activity. The transcript has 2 exons. Bases 1 to 387 code for a protein of 128 amino acids. Gene Ontology annotation, biological process: salicylic acid metabolic process; jasmonic acid metabolic process.
AUGGACGAGGUUGAGAGGCAUUUUGUGUUGGUUCAUGGAGCUGGUCAUGGAGCAUGGUGUUGGUACAAAUUGGCAACACUGCUAAGAUCAGCAGGUCACAGGGUCACUGCUCUGGACAUGGCUGCUUCUGGAGUUCACCCUAAGCGGCUGGAUGAGGUCUGCUCGUUGUUGGACUACUGUGAGCCGUUGAUGGAAUUCAUGGAGCAUCUGCCGGUGGAUGAUAGAGUGGUUCUGGUGGGUCACAGCAGGGGCGGGAUCUUCAUAUCUAUGGCCAUGGAGAGGUAUCCUGAAAAAAUAUCUAUUGGUGUUUUUAUCACUGCUUUCAUGCCUGGUCCCAACUUAGAUUUUCCUACUAUCAAUCAAGAGGGAGAAACUGUAAAUCUAUAG